AUAUUUGACAUGAGGACUUUUACAAUGUUUCUUGUUCAGACGGUGGUGGAUUGAAUUUACACAACAGGCAUGCAUGAAUAUCCCCAACCCACCAAAAACCUGUGCAAGAAGGCAGGUAUAUGAAACUUUAGAGUGGUUUAACUACCUCUCUGCUGGUUCUAACAUCUUUAUGUUGAGGGCAGACGGUAGUAGGCCCUACAUGAAAAAGCAGCCACGAACAAAUAUCAAAUCAGAGAGGGUGAUAUUGAUGGCACUGGUUGGAGUUGGUACUGCUGGCAUGGGAGAGGGGAGGGGGAUGGUGGACAUUGUCCCGUCGGGAGGCGAUCGAUGCUUUCAUCCUGUGAACCCAGCAUGUAACACGGGAGAGCACUCCCAGCACAUAAGCAUACACAGAUUAUACAGGAUUAGAGACAGAAGCGAGCAAAGGAAUGUGGACUGGCACAAGAGGACCUUCCAAAACAUCUUCAUGGGGUAGCCAUGCAGACACUGUCACUUCCUAGAAACACAAUGAAGUGCAUCAAGAGGCAAAAAGGGAUCCCAAACCAGUGAUAUGUAAGUGCUUACUGAAAUAGAUGAUUCAUAGAAUGCCUUUUGUGUUAUGUUAUGCAUAAAAUUGUGCAACACAUGCAUCCGGAGUUUCCUCAGACAGCAUUCAUAGUAACUGUAGAUGUUAAAGUUUUAUUUUUAUAGUGCAAUUUUAUAAAGAAAAGGUUCCUGGCAAAUUUCCAACAAAAUUCUCAGAAAACUACUAUGACUACACCUGUCACAUUUCAUUUGCAUAUUUAUGAAAGGGAAAAUCCACCAUGAUUAGAACUAUCGUGUCAUUUCAGUGGUCAAAGCUCUGUUUCAUUUUGUCCUGUGUUGCACACCAAAGAUUAAGUGCUGGUGGAAAGUCUGUUGAAGACUGUGCAGGGUCAUGAAGUCUUGUUGCAACAGGGAUGUUGCCAUCUGCAGAACCAUCAAGUCUGUGCAGAGACCUAAGCUAAAACUAAAUUCUCACUAUCAACCCUUACUUUAACCAGAGACCUGGCACAGAACGAGCAGAUAGAUAAACUGUUAUUCAGUGAUAUGUUUGUUUCACCAACAAUCCCUCACAUGGUGAAACAUUGUGGUUUUUGUUUCAACUACACAUUUUUCAAGACCAACCGGUUCAAACUGUGAAAUGCUAAAAUCAUUGGAACUAAGACAUUCUUUUCAAUAGACUGUAGAUUGUAGUGAUGAUGUCACCCAGAGAUGACUUCUGGAGCUGGUCUGUGCUACAAAAAUAAAACCCAAGUUGUAAUAAAUGGGCCUUCCGCUUAAAGGAAGACCGACCUAAUGUGUUGUUUGACUUUCUGGGGCUAUCAUGGAACAAGCCAAGGGGGGCAAAAGCCCAUGGGCCAAAUCUUCCACAUGAAGAGAGUUUAUAUUUCUUUUUAGAAAGUCAAAGAGCAAAGUUAAAAGACAAAACGAUCAUAAAUAGACACAAAACAGCUACAAACUAGAAGGCCCCUCAAAGAGCGUAUACCUUUCCAGCCCUAUCUCUCCAUGUUGAGGAAAUUGGGUGAAAGUAUCUUGGAUUUGCUUGUUUAUCUGGAUUGACUCCCAGAUUUAAUGGGUUCUUCUUUGGGCCAUGCCCCAACCCUCCCUAAAAUUUCAUGCAAGUAAUUUCAGUAGUUUUUGUGUAAUCCUGCUGACAGACAGACAAACUGACGAACCAAAAAAAAAAAAAAUCAUUUGUGAAGGUAACAAUGUGCUUGCAUUGCUUGUGUCUCUUUCAGUCAGGGGGUAUAUGGAAGGUGUGUGUUGCCUUCUUCCAUCUGUGUGCAAGGACAAAUUUCUUUCAUAAUUUUUCCGUCUCCACAGUUUGGGGACAUGAAGUAGUGAGAAGCUGACCAUGGGUGACUGGAACCUGCUGGGCAGCAUCCUGGAAGAGGUCCACAUUCAUUCUACCAUCGUGGGAAAGAUAUGGCUUACAAUACUCUUCAUCUUCCGCAUGCUGAUCCUGGGUGCGGCCGCCGAGGACGUGAUCUUUGUGUCUGCGCCCUCACUGGUCUACAUGGGCCAUGCCCUCUACUGCAUCCGAGCACUGGAGAAGGAACGGCACCGCAGGCGAGCCCAGUUGAAGGACGAGCUGGAUGAGGCUGAGUUGGCGUUGGAUGACCAUAAGCGCAUGGAGAGGGAGCUGAGGAGGCUGGACGAGCAAAGGAGAGUGAAGAAAGCUCCUCUCAGAGGUUCUCUGUUGAGAACCUACAUCAUCCAUAUCCUAUCACGCUCUGUGGUGGAGGUCUGCUUUAUCCUGGGCCAGUAUAUACUCUAUGGUGUCCAACUGGAGCCACUCUAUAAGUGUGAGAGGCUGCCUUGCCCCAACAGUGUAGACUGUUACAUUUCCAGGCCCACAGAGAAGACCAUUUUCAUGGUCUUCAUGAUUGCCAUUGCUGGUGUUUCACUUUUUCUCAACAUUCUGGAAAUAUCUCACCUGGGCAUAAGGAAAAUCAAACAGGCGCUGUAUGGACAGAGGUACGCAGAAGAUGACAGUUUGAUUUACAAGUCCAAGAAGAAGGCAUCCUUACCCCACCUUUGUGUAAUGAGCAAUUCAUCACCUCACAACGGGCCUUUGACUCAAACCUUCAAGGUGAUUCCAGAGGUGGAUAUGAAGCUUCCUCAUUACAGCACUGCGCUUAAAGUGCACCAGGAUGCACAGAGACACAACAGUUUAGCUCCUCUGGGACAAAGUCAGACAAGUUAUAUCUGCCCCCAACCUAGGAUGCCACCCAGGUAUGGCCAGAUCUGCACAAUAAAAGCCCCCCAAACCCAUGAUGGUCCAGAGGGUCACACGGCCAUGGUGGACCACCAUUCACCCUGGGCCUCAACUGUAUCCAAUGUAGAGGAAAGUACAACAAGCCACCUUGAAACCCAGGAGAGAGAACACCCUCACCACAGCCAUUUUGAGGGUCUGCUGUCCUGUAACACCUUCAGACCUGGCACUUUCAGGGACCUUGAUGAGGACAAGCGAAGAGAAUCAAUGGGGAGUGAGGUCCUUAUCCCCAACCCGAGAAAGACCAGUUUCAUGAUCAGACCACCCUCUGAGAGCUUGUCCUCUAUCAGUGAUUCCAUGAGCACUUCCUUACAUACCUCAGAGGAGUCAGACGAAUUAGGCUCCCUGCAUGGAGACAUGCCCAUGAUGCCGCCUUCCGGAGGCCGGAGAAUGUCAAUGAGUAUGUUUCUGGAUAUCUCCUCUAUCAUGAAGAAGUGACGAGACAUGGCUAACAUCAUGUCCAUAAGAGCUGUGUUACACAGCUCUGCUGGGUCACAAACAGGGGGCAAAGUGUAUCAGUGAUCCAGCCAUCAACAUUGAUCCAACAAUCAAGUCACAUGGAGCCAAAACCAGUAACAGUCAGCCAUGAUAAGACAGCCAAAGCCCUUAUUUGAGAUACCGUUUUGAAGCACCUUAAAAUUCCUGCAUGUGGGCACUAACAAGACAGAGUGGUGAAAUUUAAAAAAAAAUGGGGACAUCAUUCCAUGUAUCGGCAUAAUUUCUCCAUACUGGAGUAUGGGGCAUUCUCCUCAGAGGAUCUGUGUACUUCUUGCAACGUGGAGUUUAAGUACAUGUCAAAGACUUGAUUAGAAUAUGUUUGUAUGUGUCUGUAUAGUCAUUUAUAUACAGCUAUUUCAAGAGAAAUGACGAUACUUUAUAUUAUAUUCAGAUUAAAUGCUUCUUAACUAAACAGCAGCAUCUUCUCCACAGGGUUUUCAUCAAAAUCCACACA
This is a messenger RNA of Scophthalmus maximus (turbot), 3749 nucleotides long. RefSeq names its product gap junction alpha-10 protein-like. Lineage: Eukaryota; Metazoa; Chordata; Actinopteri; Pleuronectiformes; Scophthalmidae. The transcript has 3 exons. The record is from RefSeq and is a predicted model, not a curated record. Gene Ontology annotation, biological process: cell communication. Bases 1877 to 3235 code for a protein of 452 amino acids. Gene Ontology annotation, cellular component: connexin complex.